UAGUCUUGCUUGCUUUCUUCAGAGCGAUCGUGCACCGGAUUAACCAAACCGAGAGCUGUGAAUGCGCGUCUAUUCUCCUGCGCGAUCCCAACGCGUCGCGUCGCAUGAAAGAAACAGAGCAGAGAGCGCAGAAAACAUCAACAUUUAUCUGUUUGUGAAUCUUCAGGUCUGACAGCAAAGCUCUGACAUCAUGCCGAAGCACGUGGAGGUGAGAAUGCACGACAGCCACUUAGAACCUAUAGAAACCAGGCCGCGCUCCAAAUUGGCCACAGUUUGCCAGAAGAUGUGCAAGAACCUGCUGCUCACACUGACUGUGCUGGGUGUGAUUUUGGGAGCUGUUUCUGGCAUGCUGCUGCGUAUUGCUUCUCCGAUCGAUGACAACAUUGUCAUGGUCAUUUCCUUCCCUGGAGAUAUUUUGAUGAGGAUGCUGAAAAUGCUCAUCCUUCCCUUGAUCAUCUCCAGCUUAAUUACAGGUCUUGCGGGUCUGGAUGCAAAGUCAAGUGGUCGUCUGGGUUCCAGAGCCAUGAUAUAUUACAUGACUACUACAAUCAUUGCUGCUGUGCUGGGUGUGAUUCUGGUGCUCCUCAUUCACCCUGGAAACCCAAAACUCAAGGAGAAUCUGGGAGAGGGAGCUCAAAACGAUGAAGUUUCCAGUCUUGAUGCCUUUUUUGACCUUAUCAGAAACCUCUUUCCCGAGAACUUGGUCCAGGCUUGCUUUCAGCAGGUCCAGACUGUUGUUAAGAAGGUAGAGGUUCAACCUGAUUUUGACAACACCAAUAGCACUAUGGGUGACUACCUCGCUAACGCCACCAAGGCUCCCCCCAUUUUCAAAGACAAGAAAUCCCUGCAAUUCAAGAGUGGAAUGAAUGUACUUGGUCUAAUUGGAUUCUUCAUUGCAUUUGGUAUUUCUAUGGGUAAGAUGGGAGAGAAAGCCAGGCUUAUGAUUGAAUUCUUCAACAUUCUUAAUGAGAUUGUGAUGAAGCUGGUUAUCAUGAUCAUGUGGUACUCACCCCUUGGCAUUGCCUGCCUGAUCUGUGGAAAGAUCAUCUCCAUUAAAGAUUUGGAGGUAGUGGCAAGGCAGCUGGGGAUGUACAUGGUCACUGUUAUCAUUGGUCUGAUCAUCCAUGGUGCUAUAUUCCUGCCAUGUAUCUACUUUGCAAUUGUGAGGAAAAACCCGUUCACAUUCUUCAUGGGUAUCUUCCAGGCCUGGAUCACUGCCCUAGGCACAGCCUCCAGUGCUGGCACUCUGCCUGUAACUUUCCGUUGUCUUGAGGAGAACCUUGGUAUAGACAAAAGAGUUACACGAUUUGUGCUUCCAGUCGGAGCAACAAUUAACAUGGAUGGUACGGCUCUUUACGAGGCUGUAGCUGCCAUCUUUAUUGCCCAGAUGAAUGGAAUUGACUUAGAUCCUGGUCAGAUCGUCACUGUCAGUCUUACAGCAACACUUGCCAGCGUGGGAGCAGCGAGUAUCCCGAGUGCUGGACUCGUCACCAUGUUACUCAUUCUGACAGCUGUAGGAUUGCCAACUCAAGACAUCAGUCUGUUGGUUGCCGUUGACUGGCUUUUGGAUCGUUUCCGUACCUCAGUCAAUGUGGUUGGUGACUCAUAUGGUGCUGGCAUCGUCUACCAUCUGUCCAAGGCAGAGCUUGAUGCUCUGGACGCUCAGCAUGGAAAAUCAGAUGACAUUGAGAUGACCAAGACCCCGUCCUACUACGAUGAUCUCAAAAACCAUCAUGAAAACAACUCCAACCAGUGCGUCAAUGCUGCUCAAAAUUCAGUGUUUGUAGAUGAUUGCAAGGUAACCUUGGGAGCCACAAAUGGCUCAAACGCGGAGUGCACGCUUGUUGAGGAAGACCCUUGAACAAAACCAUUCAAUUCAAGCACAUGGACCCCAGCUUGCAAAACAAGAGAGAAAAAAACCUACAGUAUAAUCAUCCACAUAGAACAAACGAUGGGUUUUAUAGUUUAUUUCUAUGGUUUCUGUCCUUCUUUUAACAUGUUUAACUAUAUAUCUGGUUGUCUGAUGUAACAAGAAUGUGAGGCUCCAAGCUCACACAUGCAGCUGUUACGUAAAACAUUCACAAUGCUAAUAAAUAUGUACAGUAUGAACUUCCAAAUUUCUAUAUGAUGAGGAGGAGUGAAAUAUGAGGUAUAAAGAGAAUAUAUCUCGGUUUACUAGAUUAAUUUCCUGGCAAAGCUGCUCUUUAUAUAAAGGCACAAUAAAAACCUGUCCCAAUCCUCCGUUUCUCGCUGUGACAACCGCACAACAUUAUUUUCAGAACAGAAUCACUGUUGUCAUGGAGGCUCAUGUGUGGUUGCUAGGAUACAAUAGGAGGGAGGGAUGGCAUGGCACAUAGAUGAAACGUAAGCACAAGCCACAUUUGGCAGAGCUGUUUUUAUAACGUGGGAUUUAUUCUGUCAAAGAAAAGCACAAUAACUUUUCAAAACAAUUAGCAUAUUUACCAUAUCAGGUGUUUAAAGCAACACUAUGUAGUUUCAAUGUAAAAUUGACUUACAGCUCCCCCAUGUGGUUGAAAAGCGCAACAGUUCCUGGUAUCAGACACUCUUCUGCAGGCAGUGGGAGGGGCAGGGCUGUGUGCUCUACCCUCCACCGCCACUUUCAGAGAGUGCUUGUAGCAGCUAGGAGGCUGCUCAGGUUGCAGCAACAGUACAAUUUGUCCAGUUAAAAGUUGUUCUAUCACUGAAAUAAUUUUAGAGACAUUAUUUAAAGGUAAACAAACUACAUAGUGUUGCUUUAAAGAGCCCCAAUUUUUUAAGUGAGCUGUCUGACAUUUACUGAAACAUACUGAAAUAUGCAAUGCAUUGUUUUUUUAUUUAAAAGCAGAAACUGUCUUAUUUUUUGUACAACCAAAGCAAUGCCUGAGGUUGUGUCAUAAAAUGAACAUAUGGUUGAUGCCACGUGACCAUUUGAAAUCCACAAGUGCUAAUAAAUUGUGUGACUAUUUGUAGAUGCUGCGGUGGUUUGGAAUUCAAAAUUUGGAUGAAUCCCAUUUGUGUGUGUAUGGGUGUGCAGUAUUAUUAACUACAGCAAAUACACAAGGUUUGCAUAGACUGUAUUUUGGACUAAAUGACCAUCAUAUGAUGUUGAAAUAUUACUCAGGCACAUAAGAUAUAUAUAUAAUCAUUUAGUCAGGGACAAAACAUUCCUAAUGCAGCCAGAUGAAAUCAUUUGUAUUGAGGUCCUGUUACUAAACCGCAGAGAGCUGUUCAAUCAUUGUGGAUUUACACUUUUCUAACCUAGUCCACUGCUGACGUCUGCUUUUAUCAUUGUUUACAACCUUUUUAAAUGACUUCUUACCUCAAAUAGAAAUAGCCAAGUCUACUGUUAUUACUGCACAUAUGUGACCCUGUCUGUAAAAUUCAGUCUGAAGUUUCAUAAUCUAUUGAUGCUUGAUUUCACGGAUUCAUUUCAUUUUAAUUUAUGAUCUUACUUCAGUAUUAAAGAUAUCAAGAUUAUAUUUUCGCAGAAUAAUCUUUACUAUAUGUAGGAUGAUUUUAUGUAGAAAACAGUAAAAAAGACUUUAAAACUGGCUUUUUACAGACUGGGUCACAUAAAACCAACAAAAUAUUACUCUGCAAGGGAUAAAUUACAGUAAUGAGAUGAUAUUGCAUAUGUUAAGCACUAUUUGUGUAUGUAUUCAUCAGAGACCUUUUAAGCAUUUAUCUCUUAUAAUACACUUGACUGUUUCUUAGCCCAACAAUGCUGCAACUUAUUUUCACUUCUUUUCAAUCUGACCAAUCAGCACACACACCUCACGUCUUUACAUACCUCGCUAUGCCACUUAGAGAUUUAGGCAGAUUCUUAUUUCUUUCAAAUGAGUGACAAAUUUAGAUGGAUUAAUAAAUUAGAGGCAUAUAGAAAUCCAUUACGGGAUCUGUUUUCUUAUUCCUUUUAGAUAAAAAUAAAUGAUUCCUUUCUAUAUGAGGUACAGGUGAGUAUAAUCUAUACAUUUACAUUUAUACAUGUAUCAACAAUACUACAUCAUUAUACAUGAACAGCGUUUUGAUGUUUCAGUGUUAUAUCCUUUGCCAAGAAUAUGAAUUCAAUAAAAACACAAGUUCAAGUUGCCACAUAAUAUAAAGUUGAAUGAUUUUCAGAUGUCGCUCAUCUGGGCCAUCUGCUAAGCAGGCAGCUGUUUUGAGAUAUUUAAGAAGUUUGCUAGUCACUGAGCCACGGUUUCAUUUUACUUUUGUAAUUUUUGCACCAGUUUAGUAUAAAUAUUGUGGGUACUGUAGCAUUUUCAAAUGUAGAAACAUGGAUUUGGUGUUUGUUGUGACAAUUUAACUGGUGAUAUUGUGUAACCCUCUAUGCUAGAUCUAUAGUGAAAUGUAUAGAAAGGUAAUAUAUUGGUUGAUUUUAAUUCUAAACAGCUUUAUGUAGCUUUCUCAGACUCAUUUGUUUUGUAUCCAUUCUUGUAUCUGAUCUGUAUUUGGAAUGUUUUUUCCUUUAUAAAGUUACCUAUUAUAACAGAUACAUUAAACAUAUUUGGGUAUUGUGUAAUGCAUCUCAAAAUAUAUUUGCAUUUUGAAAAAUAUAUAUAAUUUGUGUGUGUGUGUGUGUGUGUGUGUUUCCUAUAUUCACAAAACAUUUUCCAGAUGUUCAAAAAAAAAAAAAAUUGUAAAAGUUUGGUAUAGCAACUUAUAAAAUGAUCUGAUUUUGAUAUUAUAAAGCAUGCUAUAUUCAUUCUGUGUUGAGACACAUCUACAGUAUCUGUAAAACUGUUUAUUUCUCCAUUCUUUGCUGCUUCUGUGACUCACAUUUUACUUUGUGUCAGUGCACACACACAAAGAAAUUUACAGACAUAAUUUCUCAUGUGAAAUGUUAAAUUUAGAAUCAUAUUAAUAUAAACUCAUUCUUAUUCUUCUUACCUAACUGAUUAUUUUAAAGCCAUCAUUAGCAGAUGGUUACAUUUCUUACAUUGGUCUUACAUUUAAACCCAUCUGUUCUGUUACUUUCUUCUCUUAUCAUAUUUUGAUGUUUUUUAUGUAAAAGGGAGAGAAAACUAAAGUCAAAAGGAAAGUGUUACAUUUUAUCCUUUGUCAAAUAAAAUUUAUGUUCAUGCACAUACAUGUGUUGUACCAUUGGUGUACAUACAAUUAUUAUAACUAAUAAAUGUUGAUUAUUAACUAA
Messenger RNA from Paramisgurnus dabryanus, 5152 nucleotides. The record is from RefSeq and is a predicted model, not a curated record. Lineage: Eukaryota; Metazoa; Chordata; Actinopteri; Cypriniformes; Cobitidae.